Messenger RNA from Gossypium arboreum, 558 nucleotides. Its product is annotated as pollen-specific leucine-rich repeat extensin-like protein 4. The record is from RefSeq and is a predicted model, not a curated record. NCBI's taxonomy places the organism in Eukaryota, Viridiplantae, Streptophyta, Magnoliopsida, Malvales, Malvaceae. The transcript is spliced from 2 exons. The coding region runs from base 1 to 558 and encodes 185 amino acids.
AUGGCAAGCCAUUUACUGUCAGAAGAGGAGAGGCAGCGACAAUUGCGUGUCCAAAGGGAACGACGUGGCCCUUUAAAUCCUAGAAGAAGGGACGACGACGCAGGCACAUCAACAGCGCCCACACAAUCACCCGGCCCAGGAACAGGACCUACACAGUCACUGGGCCCAACAGUUCAACCUUCGACACCCACAGCACAGCCUCUUCAGAUGAUGCCAGGUUGGAAUGCAUGGCCCGGUUCAUCUCCAUUUCCGAUUACUUCGAGUGGACCGCUGAUCUAUAGGCAGCCGUCGCACGAGAGACCGCAGGAGAGGCCGUCGGGGAGCUCUUCUUUUUUCCAAUCCCCAUCACCUUAUGGGUUUCAAACACCUCCGCCAUUAAUGAUGCAAACACCUCCACAGCCACUAUUCUAUCAAGGCGGGUCAUCCUCCCAACACCCACAACCAGAAUCCUUGCUGGAGCAAGCACAACCCCCGCCGAAAGUUGGACAAAGGAGGAAUCCAACGCGUAACCGUCGACGACCUUCAUGUGGCACUGAAUCCGACCAGCACGGACAUUGA